UCGCAUAUUCCAUUCGGCAAGGCCUGGCCUGCCUGGAUUGCCUGCCUGCUGUCAGUCCUUAAUAGUUUACAGCUGGAAGGGGAGGGAGAGGGAGAGAGAGAGGAAGGGGGGGAGCACCGGGCUGUGAUGCAGACGGCAAAUCACAUGAGCAAGGAUCUGUUUACAAACUGAACAGGAGCAGUCACAUCGGCUCAGUUAUGAGGAACCUGGGCUGAGGACUGGGAAUCUAGCUGGGCGUUCACUGCUGGAGGUUGGUGCACCUUAUCAGUCUUUUCAGAAUAAGCAGAAGCAGACGGCAGUCACCAGCAAAACAUAGCACAAUUGCUGUCACAGCUUGAUGCCUGUUUUCACAGGGACAUACAGACCGCUGCGUGGCAGCCAGUUCAGUCUUUUGUUUCUGUUUUGGAAGCAGCAAGUUGGCUCUGACAACAAGGAGGAUCCAUGUGAAAACAGGUAUCCAAAGGGGAAAAUAAAAAGGAUUUGGGAGUAGGAGGCAGUGGAGGAGGGGUGAAGCUUGUGAAAAUGUUUCUGCGUAAGACAAAGAAGUGACUACAUUCAGUGGCGAGCUCAAGGGAGAAACUGUGAAGCUCUGCCUGUGUUUAAUGUGGUUUCAUUUCUGGUGGUUGGAAUAGUUUCUACCACGCCACAGCUAAGGACAGGAAGACUUUUAGCUUUAAAAACAAAUGGUGCGAAUGUACUUGCAAUCUAUUUGAUAUCUGGAUAAAAGGAUACGUCGCUGAAAUGAUAUUUGAACUGAAAUCCUGUUCUGCAACACCCACAUAAAAAUACUCCAGGAGUGCAGUUUGUUUCUGUGCAAAUAUACCAGAAAAGUAUACUGUAUAAGGAGACAGUCCAGGCACGUCCAAAAUCCAAGCACUCUGUGGAAAAGAAACCGUGUGAAGAUGUUACAGGAAGAAUGCUGCUUCUUCAGUCCUUGAAAGUUAGGAUAACCAGUAACAGAAGAGGUGGUCCUGCAUUUUUUGAAGGCCUUUUAUAAGCAAAAACCUGUGUCGGCACCGAUCUAACUGGAAUUGGAAAAUACAUUGAUACUUGUGUGUGAUAAACAUUGGUAUUUAUUCACACAUCCAGCAAAGAACUACAGCUGUAUUUGUAGAGCUGCCAGCAUUCACUUCAAGUCUCUCAGUCUGGCUAUUCCCCUGGAGAUCGACCAGGGUUGGCCUGCUGGCUCAGCCACAGCACCACAGCGUGAUCCUGGAGACAGCUCACUCUGCAGCGCCUUGCUGAAUUUGCCAUAGCUCCUGUGAAUCAGAUUUCAUGCACCCAUUCCAGUGGUGUAACGGAUGUGUGUGCGGCCUGGGAUUCCAGAAUUCUGACGAGCACUGUAAGAUGUCUUCGGCGGAAAUCUAUGACCUUCCACUCAAUGUGUACGUCAUCAUUCUGGGCAUCGGCCUCUUCAUUUUCAUGCUGAGCAUGAUAUUCUGCUGCUACCUUUUCAGGUUAAGAAGGCAUGGCAGGAGGGAGCAGUAUGGAUACAAUGAGGUGGUUCUGAAGGGGGCAGGAAAGAAACUCAGCCUUCUUGGAGUGCCUGGUGAAGUGGCUGGAAAUCCGCAGUGUCUGUCCCAUGUGCAACAAGCCAAUCUGUCGGCUGGCAGAUGUGCGCCAAGGGGUGGAGGUGGCACAGAACCCACAGGAGGUGUGAUGGGAGGGCAUCUGCCUGGUAGACAUCAUGAGAACUGGAAAGGGCUGUUCCCACUGGAGGACUUACUGCAGACUGCAGGAAGAGGGCACACCCCACUUAUUGCCUCUCCAGCGUCUCCCCACAAAUGACUUUGACACCAGACGAAGUACUACUACUAUUUCUGAUCCUCAGCACUGAAAGAAAUCUUUUAAAAAUAAUAUUGAAAUAUCCCUGCUUAGACCCAGAAGCUCAUCACAUGAGGCAGCCCAGGGACACAGGUCUGUGGCUCUUCCCCUGCAGACCCUGGAGAAAGACUUGGACUGGGAAACCCCUUUCAGUCCAGGAUGGUACUGCCAAGAGCCACAAACAGUGACUGAGGCAAGAUGAAACAACUGCUUUUUAGAAGCCUGCAUCAAUAGACUUCACGUUUAUCGUUUCUAGUUAUUUUCUAUUGUUAUUUGAUUUGAAAUAAAGUGUAUCAAUGUUUUGGUGGUACAAA
This is a messenger RNA of Lepisosteus oculatus (spotted gar), 2138 nucleotides long. The record is from RefSeq and is a predicted model, not a curated record. NCBI's taxonomy places the organism in Eukaryota, Metazoa, Chordata, Actinopteri, Semionotiformes, Lepisosteidae.